Messenger RNA from Pocillopora verrucosa, 2460 nucleotides. RefSeq names its product polycystin-1-like protein 2. Gene Ontology annotation, biological process: detection of mechanical stimulus. Gene Ontology annotation, cellular component: membrane. NCBI's taxonomy places the organism in Eukaryota, Metazoa, Cnidaria, Anthozoa, Scleractinia, Pocilloporidae. Gene Ontology annotation, molecular function: calcium channel activity; protein binding; calcium ion binding. The record is from RefSeq and is a predicted model, not a curated record.
UGGGAUUGUGGACGUGGUUGAUUAACAUUUAUGCUCCUGCUAUGUACACAUCCCAUUGGUACAACGGCGAUAAGGACAGCAACGAGAUGUACAUCAGUGACAUGAGCUCUGUUUUGAUUGGCAUGCCAAGGAUCAGACAACUGAGGAUCGUAAGAGACUCUUGUCCAAAGAUACUCGUGGAAAUCUAUAACGUUACUGCAGUUUGCUAUCCUAACUAUGCCAUUUGCUGCGAAGAUAAGACACCAAUGUACCUCCCGAAAUGGAAACUUCCUCCAACUGACGUUUCACGUUCUUCGUUCGAUAUAUUAUGUCCAAAGCCUUGGCGGUAUCAUACCUCAGAAGAAAUAAAUAAUUUACCGAAAGUAACCCCUCGAGGAACAUAUGGAGGAGGUGGUUAUGUUGCCGAUCUAGGCUACGACUUGCAAACAGCAAGAAACGUUAUGAAGAACUUAAAUGAGAACAGCUGGAUCGAUCGGCGAACUCGAGCUGUCGUCUUGGAAUUUAACAUUUUCAACAGUAACAUGAACAUCCUCGUGGUCGCACAGUACUUCUUCGAAUUCCUGCCAACAGGCGGUGUUUUCAAGUACGUAAGUGUGCAAAUGUUGAACUUGUAUGGAACAGAGACUGGUUCAGUGCAGCUUGUCUUACUUUGUCGUCUUCUUCUCCUGAUCAUGAUCAUCGCCUUCAGUGUAAUUCAAGUGGUCAAAAUGUACCGUCGAAGAAAGUUAUACUUCAAAAACAUUUGGAACUGGCUUAUUCUUGCUCUCAUCAUUACUUCUAUAACAUCUGUAGUUCUUCACAUCAUUCGAGAGAAGGCCAUGGAAGACACCAUAAAGGAACUUCAGAGGAACAUUUAUGCCAUGGUCGGCUUCCACAAACCUUUACGUUUGAUGCACUUUGAAACUGCUGCUCUGUCCAUCGUCAUCUUUCUGGCGACAGUUAAGCUGCUGAGACUCCUACGCUUUAGCAAGCAAACAGUAUUUCUGUCGAUAACAGUUCGAUUUGCUGGAAAAUAUUUGUUUUCCUUCUCGUUCGUUUUCAUUGUCAUUUUCUGUUCGUUUGCCAUGUCUGGUAUGAUAGCAUUUGGAUCUGUUGUGGAGUCCUAUUCCAGUUUCCCACGUGCUUGUGUGGCUCAGUUUGAAUUCCUACUCGGAAAGGCUGUGCCCACUUUUCAAAUGGCAAAAGUAAACCCUUUUCUUUCCUUUUUGUUUUCCAUCCUUUACAUUUGCUCUAUGACUCUCUUUUUCCUCAAUCUUAUCAUCGUCAUUUUGAACUGUGCUUUGGAGGAGGUUAAGGAUAAUCUAGAUUCUGUGGUAGAUGAGCUCGACUUGGCCGAAUUUAUGAUAAGUUAUUUAUUCCGAGGCAUUUCUAAUCUAUUUGGCUGGAAAAAACCCAAGAAACUUCACUGCGAAAGAACGACCUUUGAAGACGGGUGCGCCUAUGUUAAGAAAUGUCUUACAGAGAUCGAUCAUAGACUGUUCGUAUUGUCAGAGGACACCUUUCCAGCAGAACUUUUGCAGAAAGUUCGAAUGGUGUAUACAUCUCCUUGCCAAACACAGUCUAAGUUGGUUAACAGUGAACCAGGUUCUGACAGCAAAACACCGUCCUCUCACCAAGAUGGGAGGCAAGAAGAAACUCUUGACAAUCCCGAAAGAGAAGUUGUAGUGGAAGAGGACUGCAUUCCUUCGAAUUUCAAAAUGAAAGAAAUGAUACAGGAUUGCAAACAAAUGGUAAAUCGACCAACCUCGCCUUCGCAGAUAUAUUUGGAACCUAAAUAUGAAGAGACCGCCCUUUAAAUGUGCAAACACCUGUUGAACUUAACAAAAAAUCUCUGCGAAAAUUAUCUGGAUCAUGUUGAAAUAUAUAAAUUUCUGUGUCAUUUAGUUUUGAAAGUAAUGUUCUUUUGAAGCAGGAGAGCGACUUGCCUCUCCAUUCCUAGUAAAACAAAAAUCAAGUUAAAUUUAGGCCGUAAAUAAGUGCUUUUUGUUGGAAACAGCUGAAAUUAUGAUUUUUUUUUAGCUCCAAUGCAAUUCUCUCCCCAGUGAUACAGUGAGUAGGUGUCAUUUUCAUAGUUUUGGGGUGGUUCUAAGGGCAUCAAUUGAUUUUUAUCGGCUUUUAAUUAGUUGAAAAGAAAAAUUAUUGUAUUUAUGAUGUAGCAGCUUCGGCACGAACGAGAGGCACGAGGCGCAGAGAGAAAGUAGAACGUGUAAUAACGGACGGAAAGAUUAUCCUUCUACCAUCACUCGAAAACAAGUACGAACACGGGUAGCCCAUCCUCGAUGAACGAGUUCAACUGUACCAAAUUGUUACAGCCUGCAUUGCUGGCGGUUUUGUAUGCGCUUUGAAGCGUCAAGUGGCGGAGCCAUAGAAAAGAGUGGCGAGGCCGAGCCGGAGAGGUUUGUCAUUAGUUAAUUCAGAAAGGGAAAGCGGUUUCUCCCUAAUGUAACACAGCAAAUAAAG